AUGGAUUCUCUCGCUGACCCAUCGCAAGAUAAUGAGAACUUAGAGAUUAAAGAUAAUAGCAAUCCAAAUUGCGUCAAGGAGGAAGACCAAGAAAGCACAAGUAAUUUGCCUAAAGAAAGUGUUAAAACGGAAGAUGAUGUAGAUAAACAUGAUGACCCUGUCGUGCCUGAUAUUAUUUGUACAGAGCAAAAUACAAGCUCUGAUGCGAAUGACUGUACGGACGAUGACGCUAGCACAGAUGACCUAUUCGCUAAAGCAGAUUUCACUAAAAAAAGAUUUUCAGUUGAUUAUAAGAAACGCCGGAUAGAUUUUAAAAGAUUCUCUAUUGAUUGUAGUAGGAAUGUUGCUACUUUAGAGGAGCUUGCAAAUCUUGAAAAGGAAUUAGCUAGAACAAACGUGGAUGUACGCAUAGGUAGGCGUAAAUCAACGGGUAUUUUGAAAUCGACGUCUGAUAGUGGGGAUAUAGGAGAUAGCCGUCUGAAAAUAAAACAAGACUCCUGUUCGGAUGAUGAUGAAGUAUUUGAGAGGGAAAUGGUAUUGAGUGAUACAGAGGGGCCUAGAGAACCCCCAGCUACCCCUGUCGGGCGUGAUGAAUUGGCUUUACGGAGACAUAGGUUUUUUUCGGAUUUAGUAUGUGCCGCUAGAGCUGCUGUUGAACAUAGAGUAAGAUUUGAUCCACUGGGGCCAGUCAUUGCUGAUGGUGGUAAGGAUAUAUUCUAUAGUCACAGAUAUUGUAGC
Molecule: messenger RNA, 738 nt
Organism: Brenthis ino (lesser marbled fritillary)
Lineage: Eukaryota; Metazoa; Arthropoda; Insecta; Lepidoptera; Nymphalidae
Source: the annotation of a GenBank genome assembly